AUGGCUGCAGCAGUAGUUCUAUGCGGAAACAAGAGGUCAUUCUUCGAAGAAGAUGUGUUUCCUUCAUCGCUUCAUCGAUCCAAAAGACUUCGAUGCUCUUCUUCUUCGGUUCCUCCUCAACAUGUCAAUCAACUUCGUCGUCCCGCUGAGGAACCCGAACCUGAUCGUUUCGGAAAGAGAGCGAAACUGACUAAUGAGAGUCUGAACAAUAACCUUAAUGGUGCGGAGGAAUGGGUCGAGUUGUUUGUUAGAGAGAUGAGCAGUGCCACCAGCGUCGACGAUGCCAAGGCACGUACUGCAAAGGCGCUUGAGGUCUUUGAACAAUGGAUCAGCUCACGUACUGCCGCCGAGGCUGAGGUGGCAGCCGCCCAGAAGGAGGAGGAGAAUAUGGUGCUGAAACAAGCUAUGGAAGAAAUUCAAAAGGAGAAUAUGAUUCUGAAACGAGGCGUGUUUAUCCAGAACGAGCGUCUUAAAGAAUUUGAGGGCCGAAACCAAGAAUUGGAGCAUGUGAAGCAGUUGGUGAAUCAAUAUAAGGAGAAAGUGAGCGAACUUGAAGUUGCCAACUAUGGCUUGGAACUGCACCUAAAGCAAGCUCAGCAAUGCAACAACUCCAUCCCUCUAAGUUUCCAUCCUCAUGUCUUUUGA
Molecule: messenger RNA, 645 nt
Organism: Rosa rugosa (rugosa rose)
Lineage: Eukaryota; Viridiplantae; Streptophyta; Magnoliopsida; Rosales; Rosaceae
Exons: 1
Coding region: 1-645 (214 amino acids)
Source: RefSeq, a predicted model, not a curated record